Molecule: messenger RNA, 1475 nt
Organism: Panicum virgatum (switchgrass)
Lineage: Eukaryota; Viridiplantae; Streptophyta; Magnoliopsida; Poales; Poaceae
Product: putative cyclin-dependent kinase F-2
Exons: 1
Coding region: 150-1475 (441 amino acids)
Biological process (GO): protein phosphorylation; regulation of mitotic cell cycle
Cellular component (GO): nucleus
Molecular function (GO): cyclin-dependent protein serine/threonine kinase activity; ATP binding
Source: RefSeq, a predicted model, not a curated record
UUGUGACCGUCGAUCUGCUCACGCCUCCACGCGGCAGAAAUCCAGCGCGGGUCCUCCCGGUGAGGACUUUGGGGCUCGUCCCCACCAGGGCACAGGCACAGCACACCAGGCCGCGCCGUCCCGGCGUCCCCCGUCUUGCCGAGUCUGCCAUGGCGCGAAACCGUGAUGGCCAAGGAAGAGCGAGCGCGACCCAGCGGCAGCGGACGCGGCAACAGAAAUACCCAGCGGGCAGGCUCCAUCCUCCCCUCCGCCUGAAAGAUCAGACGUUCCCCUGGAUCCAAUCCAAGAAGAAGAUGGGACGCGCUGCUGGCAUUGAUCGAGUGAUCCGGCCCCGACUACGAUACCAGUUCGAUAUGCUGUGUAAAAAGUUCCGGAGACUCCCCCGUCCCCCGACGCCGCGCGCCAUUGCCACUGCAAGAACUCUCCGCCCACUCUCGGUUCCCUCGGGCCUCAGCGCGCUCGGAUUGAAGCCGCCGCUCCCGCUCAUGGCGGCGGCGGCCGGCGAGCGCCCGGCGCCCCUGGUAACCAGCUCCUGCUCUCCCGCGGCGGCGGCGGCGGCGGCCGGCAUGAAGCGGGCAGGAUACGAGUUCGGGAGCAUCUACAACUACGAGAAGCUCGAGGCGCUCGGGGAGGGCACCUACGGCGUCGUGUUCAAGGCCCGGGACCAGCGCACGGGCGAGACGGUGGCCGUCAAGUGGAUCCGCCCCGGCGACGGCGGCGCGCCUGACCUCCCCGCGGUCUACCGCGAGGCGGGCUGCCUUGAGGCGUGCCGGGGCCACCCCUCGAUCGUGCAGAUGAAGGAGGUCGCCGCCGACGAGAUCAACGGGGACGUGUUCAUCGUCAUGGAGUUCGUGGGGCCCAGCCUCCAGAGCCGCCUCACGCGGGCCUUCUCCGGCGCCGAGACCCGCGCGGCGAUGCGCCAGCUCCUGCGCGGCGCCGAGAAGCUGCACGGCGCGGGCACGGUCCACCGCGACAUCAAGCCGGACAACAUCCUCGUCGGCCCCGGCGGCGCGCUGAAGAUCUGCGACCUCGGGAUGGCGGUGCCGGCGGGGCCCGCGGGCGAGCCGUACCCGGAGGAGACCGUGGCCGCGCUCUGGUACCGCGCGCCGGAGCUGCUGAGCGGGGGCCGGAACUACGGCCCCGCCGUCGACAUGUGGGCGCUGGGGUGCGUGAUGACGGAGCUGCUCGUCGGCGAGCCCCUGUUCAGGGACGCGGAGACGGAGGACGACGUCCUCCACAGGGCGCGCGACCUCGAGUACGCCAUGGAGUCAACGGACCUGGCGUUCGAGGGCCUGCCGGAGCUGUCGGAGGCCGGGCGCGAGGUCCUGCGUGGCCUGCUGUGCCUCGCGCCAGAGAAGAGGCUCACCGCGGCGGAGGCGCUCGGCCACCGGUGGUUCGACGAGGAGGACGCGCCCCUGUCCCCUGCUCUUUGUUCUCAGCCGGAUCAGUGUGGUUCUCUCAUCAAUUUCAUCUAG